This is a messenger RNA of Bipolaris victoriae FI3, 255 nucleotides long. RefSeq lists its product as hypothetical. The transcript is spliced from 2 exons. Lineage: Eukaryota; Fungi; Ascomycota; Dothideomycetes; Pleosporales; Pleosporaceae. The coding region runs from base 1 to 255 and encodes 84 amino acids. The record is from RefSeq and is a predicted model, not a curated record.
AUGGUUCACAAGGUCCUCGUCUGGGGCGGGCUCGGCGUUGCCGCGCGACUAUGGCAGUUGGGCAUUGAGAUGCGCCCGCUUUUCAAUAAGGAGUCGAUCUGGGUCUACCCCAUUUAUGCCGGCGUUGGUGGCAGCUUCGGCUACUGGCUCACAGGCGUGGAGCAACGACAAUUCAGGCUCCUGGCCGAUCGACGAGACGCCCUACUCGAGAAACGAGCACGGAGGAAGGAGCGCGAGGAGGCUGCUGGAAACUGA